UUGAAGCAGACGAGACCACGGAUGGCGGCUCGGUGGGUUUGCUGCGAGGCCGCAGCUCCCAGAGGCGGCCCCGAGGCACCAGGACGUUACCUGAGGAACCGAGCCCUCCCAGGCGCUGAACGUGCGGCCAACGGUCUCUCCACCGCGGGGACAGACCCGGGCGUUCCCCGACCCGUGGAUAACCGCCCCCCUUACCUGCCGCCCGCCGGCUCCGCCCGCGGGGCGCCAGUACGGCGCUGUACCGUGCCGCAAGACGGGGGAGCGACCCCGCUCAGCCGCAGCCCGCCCGGGGCCCCAAGCACCGCUGCCGCCGCCGCCUGCUGCUCGCCGUCCCCGGCGCUGAGCCCCGGCGCGAGCGGGCGGAGCCUCUCGUCACGUGGCGGGGGUGGUGGCGGCCGUUGUGCGAGCCGCUGUGUGAGGGGGGGGCGGGUGAGGAAGAUGGCGGCGGCGCUGUUCCGCGGGCGGGUGGCCAUCGUUAUCGGCGGUGGCACCGGCAUCGGCAAGGCCAUCGCCGCCGACUUGCUGGCGCUAGGUUGCAGUGUUGUUAUUGCCUCUCGUAAAUUUGACCGAUUAAAAGCUGCUGCAGAAGAACUGAAUAAUACAUUUUCUUCCAUGUGUCCUGCCAAAGUGACUCCCAUACAGUGUAAUAUCUGCAAAGAAGAUGAGGUAGAAGCUUUGGUGAAGUCUACACUGAGUCUGCAUGGGAAGAUUGACUUCCUGGUAAAUAAUGGAGGUAGCCAAUUCUCAAGUUCUUCUGAAGCCAUCCGUGCAAAAGGGUGGAAUGCUGUGAUAGACACGAAUCCGACAGGGACCUUCUACUGCUGCAAAGCAGUGUACAAUGCCUGGAUGGAGGAACAUGGUGGAGUCAUUGUCAACAUUACUGCUGCCAUGAGAAAUGGGCUUCCUGGAAUGUCGCAUACAGGAGCUGCAAGAGCUGCAGUGAAUAACCUAACCAAGACUCUAGCUUUAGAAUGGGCCCACAGCGGAGUAAGAAUCAACAGUGUUGCUCCUGGAAUAGUAUUUUCGGAAACUGCUGUUGCAAACUAUGGAGAACAAGGUGCAAUGAUGUGGUUAAAGACCAUACCAAAGGUUCCUGCCAAGAGGUUAGCGGUUCCUGAGGAGAUCUCUUCUGCAGUGUGUUUCCUACUAUCUCCAGCUGCUUCUUACAUAACUGGGAUAACCAUGGUUGUGGAUGGUGGCCACAGUUUAUAUAGCCAGAUCCUAGAAAUACCUGAUCAUGACAGAUGGCCCUCACCACCAGAAGGAAAAAACUCUGAAAUGCAAGAGUUUCUUUCUGGCAAGUUCAAGCCAAAGCUGUAAAAGAAUGAUAUUUCACCAUAUUCCCAGUUGCACACUUGCUGAUAAUCUUGUUUUGUGAUUUGGGCAUGUUUUUCUCAGUAAUAUAUUUUUUUUUUGCUCAUGUGUAACUACAUUGAGUGCCUUGAUUAUCAUUGGUAUGUAUUUAAAACUUGAAAGGCUGUACAUAGUAAAUUUCUUCUCUGAAAACACUCACUGCCCUGAAAACAUUCAGUCUCUUGGGAAGAGAAGGUAUAAAAGAAAUUCUCCAUUUGCACAGGCAUUAAGUAAUGAAGAAUCUCAGUCAGAAGUGAAUAAAAAAAAAUACUUAUUUUGAAGAGAAGGGGGCAGAGAUGGAAUGUUUCAGAAUCCUUCUAUUCUGAAUGAAUUUGGGGAGAAGAUAAUUUAAAUCUGUUAUUAUUAGUUGCAUUGGUAACCCUUAAGGUAGCUGUUAGCUCUAUGCUAUUUCUGUUCAGCCACACACUGAAUGUUCAACAAUCAUUUUAAAGACUAAGUAGGGUAGGUAUUUCUCUGAAAAGAAUUAAAAAUAAGGCAGAAUACUGUUAGUAAUGUUUCAAACGAAUAUGGCAUAUCAUAUUGGGAAUGUUUUGAAUUGUUUGCAGAUACAACAACAUAAUGGAGUUAAGCUGGCUGCAACAUAUUUGGUAAUAGAAUAAUCUGAUAAUAAACUUAAGCUUUAACAUACAGUGAUGGAAAACAGCAUAGAUUCAACAAUUUAACAUGCAAAGUCUUGAAGCAAAAGCUGUGGUGUAUAUUGCAGUGCUUUCUGCAGUAUGCUAUACUGUUAAAAGGAGAAACUUGGAAUCCUUCAUUUACCAGUUAAAACACUUUCUAUCCAUACUGUGAUGUCUUACAAUGUUAACACAAUUUUGUUCACCAGUGUCUCUAAAAUAGGUGUGAUUUUUGUGAUCAAUGCAGAGAUUCCAUUUAAAAAAACAGAAACCUUGCAAUAUAUUGCUCCAAGAGGCUAGAUUUGUAGUUACUCACCUCUUUUUAUUCACUUUAAGGCAUGUCUGAUAACUUUAAUCAAAAUAUAAAAAAUAGGUGGUGACUGUGUUUGCUGUAACAACUGAAAUUUGUGGAAUCAAGUUGCUGAUAUGGAAGUGACCUCUUUAAUACUUCAUUUAGGAUUGAAUGUAAGAGUCUCUGCCAGUUGUUUGUUCUCUGCAAAGAUGUUUGACUUUUGUGUCUUUCAUUAAAACAUGGGAACUUA
Molecule: messenger RNA, 2530 nt
Organism: Aquila chrysaetos chrysaetos
Lineage: Eukaryota; Metazoa; Chordata; Aves; Accipitriformes; Accipitridae
Gene: PECR
Product: peroxisomal trans-2-enoyl-CoA reductase
Biological process (GO): phytol metabolic process
Cellular component (GO): peroxisome
Molecular function (GO): trans-2-enoyl-CoA reductase (NADPH) activity
Source: RefSeq, a predicted model, not a curated record